GGGGGUGGGGGGCACCACAAGGAGGAGCAAAUGCUACAUGUGAGUGUGAGAAUAGAGGAAGGGACCGAAUGACAGACAAGGAGUAGGGAGGGGUGAGGAACUGAGAGAGAGACAGCAGCAUUUCUGUGAACCUCCUGGAGGUAAGAGAUCACAUCAGAAGACAGGAUGCCACGAACAAGGUCGUUUUGACACACAUUCCCAGGAAACGCAGGAGGAAUAAGUGCUGCCAUGAUAAUCAUUCCCAAAAGGGAUUAAUAAAGCGCUUUAUCUCAGCAUCAGAAGCUUCACAGAAUUACUCCUCAACCUAAUUCCACAACUUCAUGCUUUCUUCACCGGUCUUGAGUGGAGUUCUCUGGAGCAAGAGGCAUCCAUGCACAUUCACUGAGCAGCAUGUUCCAUGAGGAGUACCAUGAGGAGAUGGACAGUGAGUAACAGUGUGUCUGCAUGCUGGUCGGUGUGUGUCGUCUAUCUGCUCGCCGUCUCCGCGAUCUUCGCGUCCAGCGUCACCUGCCGCAGCGCAUGUUCCGUGCAUCGGGCGCCCAGGGUCGCCAACUCCUCAUCCGCCUCCGCCUCCACCUCCGGCCGGCAUGUGCGCAGCUACGUGCACCUCCAGGGAGACGUGCGCCAGAGGAAACUCUUCUCCUUCCAGAAGUUCUUCCUUAGGAUCGGGAAAGACGGGAGAGUCAACGGCACCAAAAGCAAAGACGAUCCCUACAGUAUUCUGGAAAUCACAUCAGUGGAUGUUGGGAUCGUUGCCAUCAGAGGAAUCGGCAGUAACCUUUACCUGGCUAUCAAUAAGAAGGGAGAACUGUAUGGAGCCAGAAACUAUGGUUUAAACUGCCGUCUGAAGGAGCGCAUCGAGGAGAACGGCUAUAACACAUACGCAUCCGCCGAGUGGAGGAACAAGAAGCGCCAGAUGUUUGUAGGUCUGAGUGCUCAUGGAAAGCCUCUUCGCGGGAGAAAAACCCGCAGGAAGAACACCGCUACACACUUCUUACCCAUACUGGUGUGACUUUCAUUCAUAAUGCUGAUGGGACGGAGAGAGAUCGCGAGAAAGACUGUACACAUGCGACUCUCUGUAGCAGCUGCGCUCCUUUGAGCUCUUUGAUUCAUGGCACUAGAUGAAAUUUUAUCCUCAUGCCGGUUGACAUUAGAUAGUAAACAUGCAUGCUCAAAAGAGCAAAGUUUAUGAAUGCAGGCUUUUAUUUCCAUUGUACAUCAUUCCAAUAAUCUAAAACUAUGGAAUAUGUGUGCAAGAGUUUUCUCUUUAAUAGGAUCAUGUGCGUAAGAACAUCUGCUUUCAUUUCUUUCUGAUGGAUGUGAUUAUCUUGUAGAGGCUCUGAAGCUUCAUGCAACACAGAGAAAGAGAGAGUGGGGAUGAAUAUGGGGAAUUUGUAUCUUCUGAAAACUGUUUUGGACUGCUUUGAAAUAAAUAAGUUAUUUAUUUGUAUUGUAUUUAAAUAAAAUACUCUAAAAAACAUUUAAAGCAUAUUAAAUGGAUAACCUCUAAUCCUGUGAAAUAAAGUCUAUUUUGUUAUCCUC
Molecule: messenger RNA, 1542 nt
Organism: Cyprinus carpio (common carp)
Lineage: Eukaryota; Metazoa; Chordata; Actinopteri; Cypriniformes; Cyprinidae
Gene: fgf10b
Product: fibroblast growth factor 10b
Biological process (GO): positive chemotaxis; fibroblast growth factor receptor signaling pathway; positive regulation of epithelial cell migration
Cellular component (GO): cytoplasm
Molecular function (GO): growth factor activity; type 2 fibroblast growth factor receptor binding; chemoattractant activity
Source: RefSeq, a predicted model, not a curated record